Molecule: messenger RNA, 3200 nt
Organism: Notolabrus celidotus (New Zealand spotty)
Lineage: Eukaryota; Metazoa; Chordata; Actinopteri; Labriformes; Labridae
Product: leucine zipper putative tumor suppressor 1-like
Biological process (GO): regulation of dendrite morphogenesis; regulation of synaptic plasticity
Cellular component (GO): dendritic spine
Source: RefSeq, a predicted model, not a curated record
UGUAAAGAGAGGGAGGAGAGAGAAAGAGCGUGUUUAUGGAGGAAUGUGACAGUGUUCAGUGUAUGGGAGAUGGGACGGAGUGAUUGCAAGCAUACCAGGUGUUGAAGAGAGGUGAAGAGACGAGAGACAACUAUUUCUCUUCACAACAAAAGUGCUAGCUAGUAUCUGCCUGGAAGACGUUUGUCCACAGUGAUCCACUCAGCUUUUUGAGAACAGAGCAGGACUGGCACAGACAGUGACUGUGGAGGCAUGCAGGCGGUGUAUAAUGAAGAUGAAGAACUGACAGAACCUCACUGGGGUCAUGAGUUCUGUCUUUCCUUCACCUCUGUAUAACUUGCCUGCUUGGAGUUCAGCCCGACCCAGCCCUCACCUAUGCCUACAGGACCAUGGGUAGUGUCAGCAGCCUCAUCAACGGCAACAGCCUUGACAGCAAACACUGCAAGGCAUCCGACUGCAGGUUAAAAAAGGAAACGAACCCUCACAGAAAGAGUGGAGGCUGCAGCCUUGACAGUUUACUCAGGUGUGGCUUCACUCAGGGCACCUCGUCUAACAAUCAUCUCUCUAAAGGCCUGUCACACUCCCGCUCAGGAAGAAGUGAAGAUUUUUUUUACAUUAAGGUGAGCCAUAAAACAAGAUCAGCGUACCACAGAGGAGGAUCGAUGGAAGAUCAUGCAGGUGAAAAGAACAAAGAUGGACAAUCAGAUGGGCGACUGCAACAAAAAUUGAUGCUCAUGUCAGGGAACGUGAGUCAAAAAACCUCUGCUGGGAAGUCAUUGGUCCGUUCCACUGCCUUUAAGCCUGUGAUUCCCAGGAGUACGACCUCCAGAGAGACAGGCCACAACAGCCUGGACCGCAUCCUUUGUCCUCAGGAGACAACCAGAAGUCCAGAUAUAAGGCAGAAGCAGGACAACCUCUCAGGGACUCUCUCAGACUCUGGACAUAACUCCAUGUCUAGCCUGCCCACCCACAGCACCAGCGGCAGCCUAAGUGCAUCAACAGGGCCUGUCAAUCAAAGUGACGGCAGCUCUGCUCCUUCAAACAGCCUCAGCAAGGGAGUGCAGCCUAAUUUCCCUCCAUGGGUCAACGGGAACAGCGCUAACCUUGACUGUAGCUACAGGGCUGGUUCAAACAGCAGGGGGUCAGCAUCCAAGGCUAAUGGGGACUCUGCUGCCCCACUUUGUGCAGAUGAGAUGAAUACUCUGUCCCAAACUGCAGGUGGGAUUCGCUCUCCUAUUACAACAGAUGAGUCACUGAUAGAACGCUUGGCAAGGCUGCUGGAGCGAGAGACUGAACUGCAGGAGCUACAGUAGAGAGCAGUGAGUUUUGAGGAAAAGGAAGCAGACACCUGCCAGCUGUUUGAGGAAAGACAGUACUGUGCUGAAGAGAUGGAGGGCCUAAAGCAGCGAUGUUACAAGCUGCGGCAAGUGUCCCAAAUAGCUGCAAAAACUCAUCAAGCACUCCAGCUUCAGGUCAUCCAGCUCCAGGUCAGCGAGAAGGAGAGGCUACAGGAAGAUGUCUCAAAGCUGACCAGAGAGAAGGACCUUGUGGAGCUCAGGCUGAGGUCUUAUGAGGCACAGGGCACACAGCUUGCUCCAACACUUGAGGAAACUCAAUGGGAGGUAAGUUAUGAGUCAUAUUGUGCAGAAGUCAGGGAGAUCUCAUUGUUGAAGCAGCAGCUGAGAGACUGUCAGGCAGAGGUCAGCCACAAGUUAAAUGAGAUUGUCACCUGCGUGGCGUUACUGAAGGAAAACACUUCAAAGAUGGAGGACACUGGAGAAGCAGAAUAAGAGCACGAGGACAAACUGCACUCCCGCACCAUAGGAGCCGAGGUGUGUCAGAAUGAACUCCAGCGAAAGAAGAAUGAGGCUGAUUUGCUGAAGAAAAAGUGGGCAGACUGGAAAACGGACAUUCAGGCAAUUGAACAGGAUCUGGCCUGGGCUAAAGAGCAGAGACUGCAGCACAUUGUGCAACAAGAUGCCUGUGCCCAGACUCAGUCCUUGGAAAGAAUAAUCCAAGGCUCGGACUCUCCCUCCCAGGGAGGUGGAGGAGGACAGUGGAAUGUCUCCACAGAAUCACUCCAGAGGGAAGUGGAGAGACUGAAGCAGCAGCUCAGCGAGGAGAAGGAUGCUCAGGAGAGUCAGGCCAAAAGCUUUGAGCAGGAGACGCUGACAUGGAACAAGGAGAAGGACAGGGUCAUCAAAUAUCAGAAGCAGCUCCAGAUCAACUACCUGCAGAUGCACAAGAAGAACCAGGACCUGGAGAGGAUCCUGAAGGAGCUUGACAGCUGAACGGAGAGCCGGACAGAGCUCGGCCUCAACUACAGCUCAGGGCUACAAACAUAUGACGACGUUAUUGCCACAGAGAUUGAUGUGAGCACUCACACACAUACAGUUAAAGUAAAAUGGGCACUUGAUAGUGUUUAAACACAGACAAUAUUAUACUAUUAUGCCUGGAGUCAUUCACUGCCUGUUAGGUUUUAUAAGUGUAUUUAAUAGAUAUAUGCAUAACAUAGUGACAACUGCUAGCCCUUGUCUUAAAGUAAAUUCUAAGUUAUUUCAUGUUCAAAUGGGAAUAUUUUUUAUAUAUUUCUACUGUGCUGUUUAACAGGAUCCCUCUUUUGAAUUGUGCAUAAUAAUGUAUUUUAAAACAUCCCUUUCUGUUGUUAAUUAUACAGGCCAGACACUAGGUUGAUUCAUCUGUUUUUGUGACUAAUGGCUGAAGGUGACACAUGACGAGCAUGAUAGUGGCUUAACAUCUGUCCCUUUCAGCAUGAGAAAUGACAGUAAUAUAUCAUCUGUUGUGGGUUAGGGUUCCUAACACCUUAAUUAACUUUGCCAUUUAAGCCCACAUACUGCUUUGCUCCUUAACUGUCUGUUUUGGGGGCAUUAUGCAUGUAAAACUAGGUUUUAAUAUUUCAGUCAAAAACAAUGCACAGGUCUUAUUUUUGUAUAUUUGCAGCAAUUGUUGUAUUCACACUGAUGUCAAACAAGAGUUUUGCACUUCGAAAUACAUGUCAAAUAAUCGUCAGGUGUCAUGUAUCAAUUCAACAGUGAAAACAUUCAUUCAGCAUGCAAUCAAGUAGUCCUGGUAUUUCAGUUUCUUUAACCAAGAGCAUGUUCUCAGGUAUUCUUGGUUUUGCCAAAUUCAACAACUAAUUUAUACAAUAGAAUCAUGCAAAUAAACAAUACGUAUUGAACUAA